Messenger RNA from Ceraceosorus bombacis, 221 nucleotides. The record is from the annotation of a GenBank genome assembly. Lineage: Eukaryota; Fungi; Basidiomycota; Exobasidiomycetes; Ceraceosorales; Ceraceosoraceae.
AUGACUCCUCACGCUGCUCACGCCGACAGACCACAUCUAAAGCCUCGCACAUACUUACACGGGUGUGUCCCCUCGAUUACCUGACAUCCAUCGCCGCCGUCGCCCAAAGGCGUUUGCUACCCAUGCUCAACUCACUUUUUGGCAUAGCACUUGCCUAUACCAACCCUGCCCGCCUUGGACGAGCUGCAACCGGCACCUUUAAAGCCUCGACCAACUCUUGA